Ictalurus punctatus (channel catfish) is the source of this 1175-nucleotide messenger RNA. It is a transcript of the gene tmigd1, whose product is annotated as transmembrane and immunoglobulin domain containing 1. NCBI's taxonomy places the organism in Eukaryota, Metazoa, Chordata, Actinopteri, Siluriformes, Ictaluridae. The coding region runs from base 191 to 1042 and encodes 283 amino acids. The transcript has 7 exons. The record is from RefSeq and is a predicted model, not a curated record.
AAGUUCACCUAAACCCAAGCCAAAGUUAAACCUAAACCUAAAAGGUUGGAAACUGCCGAAACUUGUCUCAGAACGUCAUUCAUCUUAACGCUACACUGUACUCGUUCUCUACCGCUUCCUCCCACGUGAAGGAUUUCAAGUGGCACUGAUCAGUCGCUGUGUUUGCGCAGCAUUAUAAAAGGCCUGUGACAUGUCAGUGCAACCUUUGGAUUCCCAGACAACAUUUCUUCUUUUUGUCGUCGUUGAGAAAAUGGAAGUUGGCCUUGGACGGAAGAUACCUGUAAAAAUGAGAGAUUCCUUUGGGAUCCAGUUCAUCCUUCUUGUGCUCGUCUGUCUCUGCGGUGUCUACAGUACCAACGUCACCAUUCAGUCUAAUCCACCAAGCGAUGGAGGAUUUGUUCAGACCAAUCCCGAGCAAACGGUGUCUCUGACGUGCGCGGUCGAGAACUCUGCUGCGGCAGAAGAACUGCAGUGGUUACGAAACGGCCAAGCGGUGAGCCUGAACGAUGGAAACCGCUUAAACACGAGCCACGUGUGUGUGCAGCCCGUAACCAGAAAUGAUAACGAAGUCAUCUUCACCUGCCAGCUGAAGUCUAAUGCUAAAGUGAAAGCUUCAGUCCAACUACAUGUUCACUAUCCCCCAACCGUAGGUGACGACGAGGAACUGCAGGUUGAGGAGAAAAGUGACGCCGUUCUGUCCUGUGAUGUUCGCGCGUCUCCUCCGGUAACUGUAGCUUGGAUGAAGGACGAUAAGCUUCUGGACCUUUCUUCUAGCAGCUACAAGACAAGCAACAACGGUUUUACGGCUACGCUUUCCAUUUCAAACGUUAAACGAGACGCGCACCAGGGUGUGUACGACUGCGAGACCAACUCGAGCGUCUAUGGAGUCACGAGAAAGAGCUUCAGUGUCACCGUCAUAGACCGAGUGAUGAAGUUCCCUCUUGGGCCUGCGAUCACUGGUGUGGUGGUCGUACUCUUUACAAUCCUGCUGGCUGUCAUUUCCCGAUGGGAGAAGAUUAGGAAGUGCUUUAAAAAAGACUGACGCUCCAUCAAGUGGGCCAUCGUGUGCAACCCAUUCCAGCCAAAUGCACUGUACUGAGACCAACAAAGAGGACAUGCCGUAUAUGAACCAAACACUUCAGUGUUCUGCUUAAUUAAAAUCUUUCCUUAAAAUA